Messenger RNA from Salmo salar (Atlantic salmon), 1151 nucleotides. It is a transcript of the gene mca3, whose product is annotated as Eukaryotic translation elongation factor 1 epsilon-1. Gene Ontology annotation, cellular component: cytoplasm; nucleus; aminoacyl-tRNA synthetase multienzyme complex. Gene Ontology annotation, biological process: positive regulation of DNA damage response, signal transduction by p53 class mediator. The record is from RefSeq and is marked provisional. Lineage: Eukaryota; Metazoa; Chordata; Actinopteri; Salmoniformes; Salmonidae.
AGAUCGCAAUGAUGGCGUUCAGAGAGCUGUCAUCGCUGGAAAAAUCUUUAGGAUUGAAAAAGCCUAACAAAUACAGUACUCAGGGGGACAAGAAGGUACCUGUGCUCCACAGUAAUAAUGGCCCAGCUCUGGUCGGCUUGGUGACCAUCGCCACUCACCUGGUCCAAGAGGCCAAACGGCCCGAGUUACUGGGUGGGUCUGCAGAACACAAGGCUUUAGUGCAGCAGUGGCUGGAGUACAGGCUCACCAAAGUGGAUGGAUGCCACAAAGACGAUAUCAAGACCAUACUGAAGGACCUCAACAGCUAUCUAGAAGACAAGGUUUACCUGGCAGGAAAUCAGUUCACCCUCGCCGACACACUCAUGUACUACGGAAUCCAUCACAUCAUCGUGGACCUGGCCAUCCAGGAGAAGGAGAAGCACAUGAAUGUGACACGGUGGUUUGAUCAAGUCCAGCACUACACCGGUGUCCGGCACCACCUACCCCCAGUGGUGGUCCUGAGGAACAGAGUGUACACCAGCGGCCACCACUGAGUUCUUAGGCUGGCUGCCAGGAUGGCCGAGGGCCAGCGUGAGGAGUACACAGGCGUGUGCUGACGUCUCAACCUACCUAACACCACUGUGGCCCCCUCCCUCUUUUGCCUUGGAGACAUGUGGUUAUUUUUCCCUCGGAAACCCCAGGCGAAAAACACACGCAAUGGAGAAAUGAUCACAAAGAGAUGGAUGGUUUGUUUUUGUGUGAGUUGGGUGUUGGGAGUCUGUGUUUUGUCUAUUGUCGUCAGGGUCAAUGUGCAGGGAUAGUCUGAAACAGGUGGGGUCGUCAGGGUCAAUGUGCAGGGAUAGUCUGAAACAGGUGGGGUCGUCAGGGUCAAUGUGCAGGGAUAGUCUGAAACAGGUGGGGUCGUCAGGGUCAAUGUGCAGGGAUAGUCUGAAACAGGUGGGGUCGUCAGGGUCAAUGUGCAGGGAUAGUCUGAAACAGGUGGGGUCGUCAGGGUCAAUGUGCAGGGAUAGUCUGAAACAGGUGGGGUCGUCAGGGUCAAUGUGCAGGGAUAGUCUGAAACAGGUGGCCUGAGAGCAUUCUUGCUGAUGCUUCUUUUUUCUCGUAGCCUGAGCCUUGAAUGUGAAAAAGUAUUAUUAAAAAUGACAAUUGAC